CAGCCGCUUUUGGUUUCCGACAUUUCCACGUCGCGAACCACCACCCAUCACGUUACUCGCUAGCCGCACCUCGUCUCCUCGAAAAAUAGCCGGAGUCUGAUCACCCCUGCGCAAUGCCCUCUACUCAGCUUCCCACGUCGGGCAACCCUCUCGUCUUCUUUGACAUCACCCUCGGAGGUGAACCUCUCGGCCGAGUUACUUUCGAACUCUUCAAGGAUGUGGUACCCCGUACCGCAGAAAACUUCCGCCAGUUCUGCACUGGCGAGUCCAAGAAUAAUCGGGGCCAGAGCCAAGGCUACAAGGGAAGCCGGUUUCACAGAGUCAUCAACAACUUCAUGAUUCAGGGUGGGGACUUUCUCAAUGGCGAUGGCACCGGAAGCACCUGCAUCUAUGGCACCAAGUCGUUCGCGGACGAGAACUUCUCUCUCAAGCACACCGAGAAAGGCUUGCUUUCUAUGGCGAAUUCCGGUCCAAAUACCAAUGGAUCCCAAUUCUUCAUCACCACCGUGCCGACUCCCCACCUAGAUGGAAAGCACGUGGUUUUUGGCAAGGUGGUCGAUGGCAUCGAUGUUAUCGAAAAGAUCGAGAAAACUAAGACUGGCCGCCGCGGACGAGACAUCCCCGAUUUAGACGUCGCGAUCGCGCAAUGCGGCGAAAUGUGAAGUGCCGACAGCAGUGGG
Messenger RNA from Durotheca rogersii, 680 nucleotides. RefSeq names its product putative U-snRNP-associated cyclophilin. The coding region runs from base 114 to 662 and encodes 182 amino acids. The record is from RefSeq and is a predicted model, not a curated record. The transcript has 6 exons. Gene Ontology annotation, cellular component: intracellular membrane-bounded organelle. Gene Ontology annotation, molecular function: peptidyl-prolyl cis-trans isomerase activity. Gene Ontology annotation, biological process: protein folding; protein peptidyl-prolyl isomerization. NCBI's taxonomy places the organism in Eukaryota, Fungi, Ascomycota, Sordariomycetes, Xylariales, Xylariaceae.